AUAGGCCAGCGCCGCCCGGCAGCGCUUCUCACCACACCUCGCGCGUAGCAGCCGAAGAACGCCGGGAUCUAGUCACUCCUCUAGGCUCGCUGGCUCUAGCGCAAACCGACGGUGCCAUGUUUACCGCCCGCACUGUGGAUUAUCCAAUGGAUUAUACAAUGGACGACCAUCCUCGGGAUCUGCUGAAGAAGGACCGGCAGCUCAGCCUGGUCCAGGACGAUCGCCACGACAGCGGCUUGGACUCCAUGAAGGACGAGGAGUACGACCAGCUCGUCCGGGACCUGGAAGACAUCCGCGUCCAGCCCAAGGAAGCCUGUACGGCCCUGCAGAGCGCUCCCUGCCAGCCGGGCCAGGCUUGGAAGCAGCAAGUGACUGAAGACGGAGACACAUUUCUCCAUCUGGCUAUUAUUCAUGAAGAAAAGCCUCUGAGUUUGGAAAUUGUUCGCCAGACAGGAUGUGACAGAGUCUUCCUGAAUUUCCAGAAUAAGCUAGGCCAGACUCCACUUCACUUGGCCAUGAUCACAGAUCAGCCAGAAAUUGCUGAGGCUCUUCUGAAAGCCAGCUGUAACCCAGAGAUCCGGGACUUCCGAGGAAACACACCUCUGCAUAUCGCUUGUGAACAGGGAUCUCUGAGGGGUGUUGGUGUUCUCACACAGUACUCCUCUCCUCACCACCUCAGCUCCCUCCUCCACUUGCGCAACUACAAUGGACACACCUGUCUCCAUUUGGCAUCUGUUCAAGGGUAUCUGGCCAUUGUUGAAUGUCUCCUGUCCUUAGGAGUGGAUGUCGAUGCUAAGGAACCAUGCAAUGGUAGAACGGCCUUGCAUUUGGCUGUAGAUCUGCAGAAUGAAGAACUGGUGUCACUCCUGUUAAAACAUGGCGCAGAUGCAAACAAAGUCACCUAUCAGGGCUAUUCUCCAUACCAGCUCACUUGGGGGAGAAACAACUCUGUCAUACAGGAACAGCUGAGGCCAUUUACCACACUGGACCUACAGAUGCUGCCCGAAAGUGAAGAUGAAGAUAGCUGUGAAUCAGAAUCAGAGUGCACGGAGGAUGAACUUCUGUAUGACGACUGCGUUAUUGGAGGACGAUUUGUGCCUUGUUAAAGCAGGAGGGUUGCAAACAAAAUGUGAACGAUUACUGAACUAUCACACUGCACAGCAUAGAGCAUGUUGUCAUAACAACAGGUAUCGCAGUUCGAGCAUGAAUUGUGGUUGUCAGACACCAGGAGAAAUCGGGGCUCGUUUACACCAGAGAGUUGAUUGUCCAAAUAGAUGAGCAGAAUGAGAAACAGAGGGUCCAGCUACAUAUUGGCUCAGUACUCCGCAAAAGGGCUGGCCAAAUUCUCACCAUCCUGCGGGAAAACAUUCUGAACGCGUCUGGCAGGCUGAUGAAAUGCAUCCCAGAGACUGAGCUCAGGUGUGCUUUGUACUGCGCAGCAGGCAAAGGCGCACAUUGCAGCCUAAAGUAUAACCUGUUGUCCACCCACAGGAAAGUGAACAAUAGCAUCCAGACUGUAUAUUGUAUGACCCUGUGCCUUC
Molecule: messenger RNA, 1541 nt
Organism: Gekko japonicus
Lineage: Eukaryota; Metazoa; Chordata; Lepidosauria; Squamata; Gekkonidae
Gene: NFKBIA
Product: nuclear factor of kappa light polypeptide gene enhancer in B-cells inhibitor, alpha
Exons: 6
Coding region: 117-1106 (329 amino acids)
Molecular function (GO): protein binding
Source: RefSeq, a predicted model, not a curated record